AUCAAUGCCUAAUCCGCCAGAGGUCAAAAGCCAUGCAGACAACCUUCGUUGCAGAUUCGAGACCGUAGCCAAAAGUGACUUUCCCAAUCUAACCCAACCCCAGAUCGUUCGUCACGAGCAACAGCGACUUCCAUGGACGAGGUGCGACAGCACGGCGAACGACACAGCUAGCCUGUCGGACGUUCUGACUGACGAUGAGACCAUCAGCAUCAAGGCCAGCAACAUAGAGCCUCCAUACUCCCCGAUACACUGUCUGGUUAGUGAAGAGUCCAACGGCUCGCAGUCAUCCUCCAUGUCGCUGUCGCCAACCCCACUCGCUGACGAAGGAAAUGUGACAAGGGGCAUGAUGAAAGAAUCGGCAAGCCUGAGAAGCUUACAGCCUCCUCGCGGCACUGUGGACCAUGCUGCGAGUACGGAUCGAGGAGAGGACUUCCAAGCCGGGUCGAGCAACACCGCGCUUACAGAGCGGGGAGAGCGAAUCGCGCACAAAUCAUGCACGACAUGCGGCUUCGGCACCGAUGAACUAUUACAGCUCUGUGAGAAAGCGCUGCAAUUCCAUCGACACGACAAGAUUGCCUGGAAUACGUUAGUCAAUGAUAGUCAUGCGGUGUUUUCGGAGGAGAAGAAUGCGGCCAUGCUGAGGAUCAGUCUCUGGGCAAUCCGAGACUAUGCUAUGACGAUGAGGAGAAAGCGAGUUGAUGGCGGUGCUGCUGCAAGAAGCAGGGACGGCUUGACCUUGUUCGGGCCACACAACACCUCUUCAAGCGACAGAUCCCGAAGAACCGUCUGCACUCCUCCACGAAGUCACACGGACCACACUUCUGAUGAUGCGUUGUACCUCAGGGAGAAGGAUGGUCAUUUGGGACACACCAGUGAUCAAGACUAUGUAGACGGAGAGCCAUGGGGAAGACCGGCCAAGAGACGACGUGUCAUGUGUCAUAAGCCUUGGAGUCCUCGACAGGAGCAGACUCUGCGAGCGGGGAUGGAACAAGAGCGGAGCUGGGAAGAUAUAGCCACAAGACUGGACCGAACGCCUGGAGGAGUGAGGCAGAAUUGGAUGAUGAUGGAGCGCAUUUUCUGUCGGAGGAAGCGUCGAAUUUGGAGUCCAUCGGACUGAUGGGUCUCUAUGUAAUCGAACGAGAAGAGUCCAUGGGCACAACUAUACAACAGACAGGAUGUACCAGCCAGGCAAAAAUAAACACCUGGAAGGUAGACCUGACAAAAAAGCAGAGAGAUAUACGACCAUACUUUUCUUCCUCGAGGACCCUGUAUUCCUGAGAGAAGAUCAAGAUCGCAGAAGU
Molecule: messenger RNA, 1301 nt
Organism: Truncatella angustata
Lineage: Eukaryota; Fungi; Ascomycota; Sordariomycetes; Amphisphaeriales; Sporocadaceae
Exons: 5
Coding region: 5-1117 (370 amino acids)
Source: RefSeq, a predicted model, not a curated record